Messenger RNA from Alternaria alternata, 811 nucleotides. RefSeq lists its product as hypothetical. The record is from RefSeq and is a predicted model, not a curated record. The transcript has a single exon. Lineage: Eukaryota; Fungi; Ascomycota; Dothideomycetes; Pleosporales; Pleosporaceae. Bases 219 to 695 code for a protein of 158 amino acids.
GAUAAGGCGAAUGCACCGAUGUUAGGCCGUCGUGAGCUCGCCUGGUUAUACCUCUUCAUCCUCGACUUGCCAACCACACAUGGCAAACCGGGAUUGGUCACAUUUCGCUAUAUUGUUGUCAGUUUAGACAGGCUCGGAGGUGAUGGGUCUGGUCUGAGGUUGCAGUUCUUGAUGGUGGCUGGUGUUCAUGGCAACUUUUAGCGGCUCGGCAGAGCUGCAUGACGGCCAUGAUAUUACGAAGUGACAAGGUUUCUCUCCCAAGUCUCGGGCCUUGCAGCACAACCGGCAUCUAUGUAUAUGAAUCCGCUAACGACGUUUCUGACAGCAAUCAGCUCACGAUGACCUCUGACCAUGUCAUACCUGGAUCUCGGGUUCCGACAACUCGGCUUUCGUAUUGGGCGCUUUCACCGAGAUGCCUAAGUAGCUUGAAAACGAUCUCGACAAUGAUGCCUGGAUCUGGAGCUUGCAUCGUCAUCGUACUGACUACUCCUACAAGCUUAAAAAAGACGCAUACUAUCCAUUGCCGGACGUCUCGAGACACGUACGCGUUUCACGCGCCACCACAUAAGCAAUUAGCGGCACUAGUUGAACGCGGGGUGGCUUAUCCUCCGCUGGGCUUUAUUGGCAUGUUAGGCGGCUGCCCUGGCAGUAACCAAGAACCCGAGACCAUGGCACCUCUCGGUAUCGCCAAAUAACCUCAACGAGAUCAAAUAACCUCUGAUUUGUUCUUUUUGCUUUUUUCGUUCGCGUCUAUUACUCAGCACGUGAUCACUACCAUACUACUGAACACACACUCAACCCUUCUAUUGGA